Portunus trituberculatus (swimming crab) is the source of this 3402-nucleotide messenger RNA. Its product is annotated as integumentary mucin C.1-like. Lineage: Eukaryota; Metazoa; Arthropoda; Malacostraca; Decapoda; Portunidae. The coding region runs from base 237 to 2912 and encodes 891 amino acids. The record is from RefSeq and is a predicted model, not a curated record. The transcript is spliced from 3 exons.
CAAGGAGGAGCGCCGCGGCGGCCCAAAACUAAACAAACCCUUCAAAAAUUUUGGCGGUGUGAGGAGUGUGUGUCUGCCCUCCGUCUGUGUGCCACCCCCCUCACCCCACUGCGCCCCUCUGCGCCUCCUCCAGGACACGUGUGGGGCGCUGGUGGCCGUGUGGUGCCGGGCUGGCUGAAGUACAGGUGUUGUGCAGCUGAGGCAGCAGCGGCAGGAGAGAAAACAGGACACCAGACAUGGAGGGUGAGGAGGACGCCCAGCCUACCACCAGGCGGCGGCUGCCGGCCCGCCAGGCCAAGCCUACACUGCUGGUGAAUGAGCAGCGAGUGGAAGAGAGCUCAGUGUCACCAGCCAGGAUCAGCACUGCCCUCAAGAGGAAAACAAACAUGAAGGUGGAGGACCUGUACCUGCAGGAAAACUACAAGGAGCCACUGCCUACACCCCUGGAAACCAUCUUUGAGUCCCCACAGCCCAGCAGGAACCAGCGUGGGGACUGUCCUGAGGUAGCGCCACUGAUGGCCAGGCGGAAGCUGAAGCGUUUGUGUGUGUUUGGCAGCCACUACCAGCCAUCCCGCACCAAGCUGAGGCACCGCAGGGACCGCGCCUACCGCAUGAAGCAGCUCAGGGGCGUCAGAGUGCCACUGGGCAAGGCCUUCAGUGAGGACGAUGUGCAGAUGGCUCUGUCCUGCCUGGUGGAGGAGGAGGAGGAGGCUGAGGAGCAGAUCGUCGGCUUGCCACGCUCUCCCGCAGACUCUGUGAUGGAGAGUGUGACGCAGGACUUGAGUUUUUUACAGAUGGACAGUGAGCCAUCCCUUGCAUCACCGGGCCUGACAGCGUCCCAGCCCUCCAGGGAACAGCGGCGUAAGCGUAGGUCAGGCCUGGUUACCAGCCCCAGCAGUCCCCUCAGUGCAGCUCCUGUCGAUCACCCAGCACAGCCGCCCUCUGCCCGGAGGAAGAAACUCAGGCAACCAUCAGGUCUGGUGUUUGUCGACACAAGCAACAUCCUCCUGGCCCCAGAGGAUGCCCCAGGGGACAGGCCACCACACCCUGGGCCCAGCAAGGCAACAGGGUCACAGAGGAAGAGACAGAAGACCAGCAGUGAGACAGAGCAGGGCAGCAGGUCAGCCAGGAUGCUGAGGACCAAGUCAGGGAUGAAGAGGGACCCAGAUGCCUCACCAGCCUCUGCUAAAAAGAAGCAGUGCAUCCCAGACCCCUCCCUGGAGACACCCCCUGCCCCUCCUUCCCAGCGCUGCAAGACUCGUGGUAAAAGUAAAGGCACACGUAGGGUGUCUGGCAUCCACCGUCCCCUCUAUGCCACCAACACCACCACUGCUCAUACCCCAAACCAGAGCCUCACUACUGACACCCCUUCCCCAGCCAUAACACCCACCAACACCACUUCCCCAGCUGCCACCCCCACCAACACCACCUCCAGAGCUGCCACCCUCACCAACAUCCCUUCCCCAGUCAUCAUUCCCAGCCUCACACCUUCCCCAGCUGCCACCCUCACCAACACCCCUUCCCCAGCCAUCAUCGCCACCUACACCCCUUCCCCAGCCAUCAUCUCCACCCACACUCCUUCUCCAGCUAUGACUACCAAUACCAACUCCCCAAACACUGACAAGGAGCCCCUGACAGCUGCCCCUGGAGCCUCCCCAACCUCCCCCUGCACCAGAAUGGCCGCCCUCUCCCUGCAGUGCACCUCAUCACUCACCACCAAGCCCAGGAAGGCACGGCGAAGGUCUGCCCGCCUUAGUUUAGGAGUGGAGGGUAGUGAGGAGCUGAGAAAGAUGGCUCAUAGUGGUCUUGGUACAUUAUGGUUGUCUAAGUCACCUACCAUGGUUAGCACAGUGCAGAGUGGUGAUGGUGGUGGUGGUGGUGAUGAUGAUGAUGCCGUUCUAUCACCACCACAACCAUCAGUCAAGAGGAGAAAGGACAGUAGGAGGAGGCGAUCUAAUCAGUUCCUUCCAUUGCCUUGUGUGGAUGCUGAACUAUCUACCACUACUACUACUACUGCCACUGCCACUGCUAUUACUUCCACCUUACCUACUGUCUCCAUUACCUGCCGCCAAGCUAACUCCACACCCCCAAAGGCAGGCCCUCUCCCCAACUCCCCCUUUACCCAUCCCUUACACAACACACCCACACAGGUAACUCAUAAUGGGAUAGGGGAAGGCAGGGAUAGGGAUGGUGGGAGUGAAGGGAUGGGGGAGAUGGGAGGCAGUACAUCCUCUUAUGUUAGUGAAGGCUCCUCCCUGUCACUCUCCCCAGCCUUAUCCAAGUCUGAUAUUCAAAACAUUGCCAUUUUAGAGGAUCUUAGUGACCUCACCACACCUUCACCUACUAAUCUCAUCCCAUCUGUUAAAACUCCUACCUCUGCUGCCCUCACCCCUGCCACACCCUUGACUCAGAGUGAAGAGCUACCACCAGUGCCUCUCACCCCACCAGUAGGCCACACCUCACCCCCCAUUCUCACCCCUAUUUUGAGAGAACAGAUAGUCACACCCCUCACCCCUUCUACAGACCUCAGUGCCCCUGUUCUCACCCCAUAUAAAAGUCAAUCUCUCACCCCUAAGCAUCCCAUACCUACUGUCACCCCAUCUACAGAAAAUGUCCAUCUCACCCCUAAUGGAGAUAUUGCAGCUCCAUUCACCCCUUCCACAACCCAGGCUACCAACACCACAGCCUGUGACACCCCAGCUAGGCUCACCUCAACUAGUGUCACCCCAGCUAACAUCACCCCUCUCAGUAUCACCCCAGCAGCACACAGGGACCAGCACAUCAGCCCAGAGGAGGAAUGGGACUCACCGAUUGUCUCAGGUAUUAUGACAAACGAGACAGUGAUUCGACUGGGGCGUGUGUACUAUGGUAGCCAGCUCUCCCCAUCCCUCUCCCGCCCCAGUGUGACGUGAUAGGGUGUGUUUGGUGUUCCUGGGUGUUUGUCUCUCUUUGGUGUGACUUUUUAAUAUUGUUUUUUUUGUAUAGACAUUUUAAUAUUGUGUUUAUUAUUAUUUGUUUUUAUUAUUUUUAUGGUUAUUGUGGGAUUUCAAUUUUUGUGGGUUCUUUUUAAUGUGCACCAUUGAGAAACAGCUUUUGUCUCUGUCGGAUGAGUUUUGUUGUGAAUUGUUUUGUUCUCAUUUUUUAGUUGUUUUUAUUAUUAUUUCUUGGCAUAUAUAUUUUACUACCUUUGUUUAUUUUUUUAUAUAUAUAGUUGCAAGACUUUCUCUGUCUCCAGUUUGUAUUUUUUGUGAGUAGAAUUGAGGCGAGUGUGAUGAGAGGAGCGUCCGCCAUCAUUCUCUCACUUGUACUGCCAACCAUGAGAAAUUGUAACUUUCAUACAGUUCCCACACAAAUCUUUUAUAAAUACUAGAGCAAUAUAAAUAAACCACUUUUUCUUGAUAA